Messenger RNA from Fusarium sp. VM40, 1239 nucleotides. Lineage: Eukaryota; Fungi; Ascomycota; Sordariomycetes; Hypocreales; Nectriaceae. The record is from the annotation of a GenBank genome assembly.
AUGUCAGAUUCGGGCAACCCCUCGUUGGAUAAGCAACAGCACAUCAAGUACUGGCAGCGCUGUCACAAAACAUAUCUCCCUUCUCCUUACACAGCAUACGACUCGACCCGCCUCACAUUCGCCUGCUUCACUAUUUCCGCAUUGGAUCUUCUCUCUGUCCCCCUCGAUCCCUCUGAUCGUGCCGCUAUCCGCCGUUGGGUUCUCAGUCUUCAGCAUCCGGAGGGGGGUUUCUGCGGAAGUUCAACGCAUGCUCUACCAGGUCAAGAAGCAUUCAAGGGCACAGCCAAUAUCGCAGCAACUUUUUUUGCGCUCGUUCUGUUGGGGCUGGCGGCUGAGAACGAAGAAGAAGCAAUAUCGGCCUUCAAGGGUGUGGACAGGGUGAGAUUAUUGAAGUGGCUAAAGGGACUUCAAAGAAAAGAUGGGAGUUUCGGACAGAAUCUCUGGAAUGGGGAUAUUGUGGGCGGCAGAGAUAUGAGGCACAGCUAUCUUGCGAGCUGCAUUCGGUGGAUGCUAAGAGGGGACGUGAAAGAGAGUGAUGUCGGAUGGGUGGAGGAUCUGAACAUCGAGGAUAUGAUUGCUCAUGUCAAAAGGGGCCAGACAUAUGAUGGUGGAGUAGCCGAGUCUUCAAAACACGAAUCUCAUGCUGGAUACGCAUAUUGCGCGAUUGCUGCGCUAUCUCUCUUAGACAGACCACUUGACUCCACAUCGCCCCAUUCUCCUGAGCAAGCUAUGAAAGAGGGCAUUCCCGACCGUGAAGGCCUCGUUCAAUUCCUGGCCGCUCGCUCGUUCCCAUAUCUUGUGAAAGAGGAGGCAGAUGAUGAAGUGGAGGAGAACUUCCUUGAGCCAAAGGCUGGCGAGAUCGAUUACGGCCAUGUUGGCUUCAAUGGAAGAUGGAACAAGAAAGCCGACACAUGCUACUGCUGGUGGGUUGGCGGCACACUUGCUAUGCUUGGAAACUCAUCAAUCAUCAACGUCACUCCUUCACGGCGAUAUCUGCUGGACGUCACACAACAUCGCAUCGGUGGGUUUUCCAAAGCUGUAGGGGGCCCGCCGGACAUGUACCAUUCGUACCUCGGCCUUGCUGCGCUGGGGACUAUGGGAGAUGAUGACUUGAAGGAGUUCGACGUUGGUUUGUGUUGCAGCCAAGAAACCACCAGGAAAAUACAAAAGGCAAGGGAUGGGCUACUGGAGAGCACAAAAGGUGAAAUGAAGGCUUGGAACGAUGACGGUUUCUGGUGA